Molecule: messenger RNA, 2277 nt
Organism: Danaus chrysippus (African queen)
Lineage: Eukaryota; Metazoa; Arthropoda; Insecta; Lepidoptera; Nymphalidae
Source: the annotation of a GenBank genome assembly
AUGGGGUGCAGUGCCAGAUACUGUUUACUGACUUUAUCCUUGUGUCUUGUGACUGAACUAACGUUUGGUGUAAGAGUGAUGCCCAAACGGAAGAAAGAAGCAAUUAGCGCUGCCGACGACCAAUCGACAUCAGCGUCAUGGUGGCAGUCAGGGACAGCCACGCCCUUCCGUGAUAGCAGCAACUCGUUCGCCUCGACUCACGGUCUCGUUCAAACCCAUCCAUCAGGCAGUGACCCUUUCAACUCAUUCGCUGCGAUUGACAGCACAAUAGGUCCAUCCGCAAACCCUUUUGUCCAAACAAGCGGCAGCGGCCCGUUUAGUGGCAAUUUUAGAAACAAUCCUCUACCUCCGCUGGCUAAAACAGCCACUGGAAAACUUUCCUUGAAACAUUUGGACUUCACUAGCAGUGCUACCGCCGAGCUGAGAAGAAACCCUGCUCUAUCAGCUCCUGAUGAAUGUGCAAGAGCUUGCAGAGAAAAUGAACCUCCAAGAAUUUGUUACUACCAUUUCACUUUGGAAUUCUAUACCGUUUUGGGAGCGGCUUGCCAAGUAUGUACACCCAACGCUACAAAUGUUGUUUGGUCCCACUGUCAGUGUGUACUGGCCGAUGGUGUGGAAAGAGGUAUCUUGUCAGCAAACAGAAUGUUACCAGGACCGUCUAUUCAAGUGUGUGAGAACGAUAAAGUAGUUAUCGACGUAGAGAACCACAUGGAAGGUAUGGAAGUGACAAUUCACUGGCACGGAAUAUGGCAGCGUGGCUCUCAAUACUAUGACGGUGUGCCGUUCGUUACACAAUGUCCAAUUCAACAAGGAAAUACGUUCAGGUACCAAUGGCAAGGAAAUGCAGGAACCCACUUCUGGCAUGCUCACACUGGUCUCCAAAAAUUAGACGGUCUUUAUGGAAGCAUUGUAGUCCGUCAACCGCCAUCUAAAGACCCGAAUAGUCACUUGUACGAUUACGACUUGACCACCCACGUAAUGUUAAUCAGUGACUGGCUCCAUGAAGAUGCUGCUGAAAGAUAUCCUGGACGUCUUGCUGUAAACACUGGUCAAGAUCCCGAAAGUGUUCUGGUAAACGGCAAAGGACAGUUCCGCGACCCCAAUACAGGAUUCAUGACAAACACUCCUCUAGAAGUAUUUACCAUCACCCCAGGAAGAAGAUACAGGUUCAGAAUGAUUAACGCUUUCGCAUCCGUUUGUCCAGCUCAAGUUACAUUUGAAGGUCACAACUUGACAGUCAUAGCUACUGAUGGUGAGCCAGUGCAGCCGGUCCAAGUAAACACCAUUAUCUCGUUCUCUGGGGAACGGUACGACUUCGUGAUUGAAGCCAAUAAUAAUCCUGGUGCAUACUGGAUCCAAGUACGAGGUCUUGGUGAAUGUGGUAUUAAGAGAGCCCAGCAGCUCGCCAUUCUGCGUUACGCAAGAGGACCCUACCAACCAUCAUCGGCUGCUCCAACCUACGAUGUCGGAAUCCCACAAGGAGUGGUCAUGAACCCCUUGGAUGCGAGAUGUAAUAUUCCCAGAAAUGACGCAAUUUGCGUCAGCCAACUGAAAAAUGCACGACACAUCGAUCCCGCUAUUCUACAGCCAAGACCUGAUGUGAAAAUAUUCUUGCCUUUCCGUUUCUUCGUUUAUAGACCAGAAAUGUUGUUCCAACCUAAUACCUACAAUAGAUAUUUAGUUGCACCACAAGGGGACCACGUGAUUAGUUUAAUCGAUGAAAUCUCAUACAUGGCCCCGCCAGCACCUCUUAUAAGUCAAUAUGACGACAUUAACCCAGAUCAAUUCUGUAACGGCGAUAACCGACCGGCAGAUUGUGGACAAAACUGCAUGUGCACACACAAAGUCGAUAUUCCUCUUAACGCCAUAGUAGAGAUUGUAUUGGUAGAUGAAGUACAAAUUGCCAACUUAUCUCAUCCGUUCCACUUGCAUGGAUAUGCUUACAACGUUAUCGGUAUCGGCCGAUCACCAGACCAGAACGUUAAAAAGAUUAACUUGAAGCACGCUCUCGAUUUAGAUAGAAGAGGUUUGCUCGAGCGUCACCUAAAACAAGGGGAUCUCCCACCAGCAAAAGAUACCAUCGCUGUACCAAACAAUGGAUACGUUAUUUUGCGAUUCAGAGCUACCAAUCCCGGUUUCUGGCUACUCCAUUGCCACUUUUUAUUCCACAUCGUCAUUGGAAUGAAUGUUGUCCUACAAGUGGGCACACACGCAGACCUUCCUCCAGUACCUCCUAACUUCCCAACUUGCGGAGACCAUCUUCCACCUAUCAACUAA